Peniophora sp. CBMAI 1063 is the source of this 2589-nucleotide messenger RNA. NCBI's taxonomy places the organism in Eukaryota, Fungi, Basidiomycota, Agaricomycetes, Russulales, Peniophoraceae. The record is from the annotation of a GenBank genome assembly.
AUGCUUUCGGUGCAACGCCUGCACGCGCUGGCCGCACUGUUGUUAUUAUACGUUGGAGUCGCAUCUGCCCAUAGCGCACCACCUCGGCCACUCGCAAGGAUCGCACACCCUACGACACAUGCCAUCGACAUCCUUCCACGCACCCGCCCCGUUAAGCGCCAUCACCAUCAUGCCCGCCAAGCAACACCGCUCGAACUUCCCGAACUCUUGCACUCAGACUCCUUCCGCUUGACACUGUCCGCCUUCGACGAGAUAUUCCACUUGCAUCUGAGACCUAAUGACGACCUCAUCCACCCCACCGCACGCAUCAACUAUCACACAGCUUCGGACGACGGCUCUACAACGACUCGCACAGUGCCUCUGAUGCGCGAGACCGUGCGCGCUUACUGGGGCGAAGUCAUCGCUCCCCACCUGACUGCGGAUCGGUUAAGACAGGACGCAGUCCGGGUGAUGCGUCCGACGGGCUCGGAACUAGGCUGGGCGCGCAUCAUCGUACACGACCAUGGAGAUUCUGAGCGCGGCCGACCUCCUAUCUUCGAGGGCGCAUUUUCGGCGAACGGCGUUGUACACCACAUCUCGACGAAGGAGAACUACCUGCGCAACAAGCACGAAUAUGAUCCGCCUCUAUUAAUUGACCAGAGUGAUCCCGACAGUGCUCUUGUUAUGUGGCGCGAGUCGGACCAACUGCCUGAGAUCAACUCCGAGCCUGGAAACUUUGGUGGAGGCCGCACUUGCGCGCACGACAAGCUGGACUACAACGUCAACCCCCUGCUCAACCCUACACUGCGUGCAUCACCUGGGAGAUCUUGGCUGAAUCCUUUGGCUGAUCUGCUGUUGACGAAGCGUGAUGGUGAUUUCUCCGGGGGCAUGGAUACGAACUUCAUUGACACCAUAGGUCAGAACGCGGGAUGUCCAACGGAUCAGCGCAUCGUUUACAUGGGCGUUGCCGCCGAUUGCGAAUACGUGCAGUUGUACGGAAGCCAGGAGAACGCCACACAGCAGAUCUUGAACGAUUGGAACACCGCCAGUGCGCUUUACAAGAGCACGUUCAACGUCAGCCUCGGCAUCAUCGAGCUCCAAGUUCAAGAUCCCGUUUGCCCGUCGACGAUCAACGACAGCGCUCCAUGGAACGUCGCAUGCAAUACUACUGGCGUCGACUUGAACGACCGCCUCUCGUUGUUCUCAGCAUGGCGAGGCGAACGCGCAAACGAUGGCGCCGGACUGUGGCACCUUGUCAGCGCAUGCCCGUCUGGGUCGGAGAUCGGAAUCGCGUGGCUUGGAACGCUCUGCCAGCAAGACGCCACUACAUCAGGCAGUUCCUCGGUGUCUGGCGUCGGUGUAUCUACGACUGGAAGGACCGAGUGGCAGGUGGUAGCCCAUGAGAUCGGGCAUAACUUUGGCGCAAUUCACGACUGUACGAGCGGCUGUAACAGCACUUCCGCAUGUUGUCCGUUGUCUACGACCACUUGCGACGCUAAUGCUCAGUACAUCAUGAGCCCGGUCGCCGAGGCCAGCGAGCAAACGUUCUCGCCGUGCACUUUAGGCAAUAUUUGCUCGCUUAUGCAAAGCCAGUCCAUGAACACCUCCUGCUUAGUCCCUCCGAGUCAAGACAUCCGCACGAUCUCCCUCAACCAGUGCGGCAACGGCAUCGUUGAAGAAGGCGAGGACUGCGACCCGGGCUCCGGCACGAACAGCACCUGCUGCGACUCUUCGACUUGCAAGUUCACAUCCGGUUCCGUGUGCGACUUCACCAGUUCCAGCUGUUGUACCGAUCAAUGUCAAUUGGCUUCGUCAGGCACUGUUUGCCGCGCGGCGCGCGAUGAUCAGUGCGAUACGGCAGAGACUUGCACGGGCUCCAGUGCGACUUGCCCCGAGGAUACGUUUACGCCAAACGGGAGGAGCUGUGGGUCUAACGGCCUAAAGUGCGCGGAUGGCCAGUGUACAUCGCUUGACCUACAAUGUCAGACGAAUGGUGCGGCGAUGGGUCUGACGACCGCCUGUGGCUCCAAGGAUGAUACGUCCUGUCGCGUCUCGUGCCAGAAUCCGAACUCGACAGGAUGCGUCGUACUCGAUACGCAGCUUAUUGACGGUUCACCGUGUGGUUACGGAGGAACAUGUCAAUCAGGCAACUGCCAGUCAGGAAGCGCUCUGGAUACAUUCAGCGCACUCUACCGCGAGAACUUGCAAUACUCCAUCCCAACCACCAUCAUCACCGCUGUCCUCGUCACAAUUCUUGUAGUAUUCCUCGCGCGGUGCUGCUGCUGCAAGGGAAGCAGGAAGCGCGACCUCGCAACGCCGACGGUCGCCGGGUUUGCGUUCAAUCGCAACAACCCGAGUGGACAUCGGAGAUUGGGAAGCAACAGCAGUCUGCUGGGACGCCACAGCCAGUUGGCAGGCGAUGCGGCAUCUAUCGAUCGGCGCUCACCGGCUCCGAAUUACUCGAGCGUUGUACCGGCAUUCCCGAGCUCAGUGCAAACGCGAGCGAAUGCUCUACCGCACGAGCGAAGGCUCGAGUACAAGCUCCGGCUUGAGUUCGGCAUCUGGUCAAAGCUCGAGCUCAGCUCGGCCUUUGACUGCACGGCAGAAUAG